Capsella rubella is the source of this 983-nucleotide messenger RNA. RefSeq lists its product as uncharacterized. The record is from RefSeq and is a predicted model, not a curated record. The transcript is spliced from 3 exons. Lineage: Eukaryota; Viridiplantae; Streptophyta; Magnoliopsida; Brassicales; Brassicaceae. Gene Ontology annotation, biological process: positive regulation of DNA repair. The coding region runs from base 47 to 832 and encodes 261 amino acids. Gene Ontology annotation, cellular component: BRISC complex; BRCA1-A complex.
UAGAAAAGUGGGAGAGAGAAAUCUCAAGAACAUCGACGGCGAAGGAAUGGAGGAAGAGAGAGUGGCCGUGGCCGGAGGUGUAGCGAGUCGAUACGCGCUUAAAGCGGGGCGUAUAAAAAGCGAAGACAUACUAAUCUGCAUCGAUGUAGAUGCGGAAUCGAUGGUGGAGAUGAAGACCACUGGAACAAAUGGUAGGCCUUUGAUCAGGAUGGAGUGCGUCAAGCAAGCCAUUAUUCUCUUCGUUCACAAUAAGCUCUCCAUCAACCCUGAUCAUCGCUUUGCUUUCGCUACUCUCUCCAAAUCAGCUGCUUGGCUUAAAAAAGAUUUCACCAGCGAUGCUGAAUCUGCUGUUGCUUCCCUAAGAGGAUUGUCAGCUAAUAAAUCCUCUAGUCGAGCGGAUCUCACACUUCUCUUCCGAGCUGCAGCUCAGGAAGCCAAAAUUUCCAGAGCACAAAACCGAAUUUUGAGGGUGAUUCUCAUAUACUGCAGGUCAUCGAUGAGACCAAUCCAUGAUUGGCCGUUAAAUCAGAAGCUCUUCACAUUGGAUGUAAUGUAUCUGCACGACAAGCCAAGUCCUGAUAAUUGUCCUCAAGAUGUGUAUGAUUCUCUUGUCGAUGCUGUAGAACAUGUUUCAGAGUAUGAAGGUUACAUUUUUGAGAGUGGUCAAGGGCUUGCACGGUCUGUUUUCAAGCCCAUGUCAAUGUUGUUAUCUCAUCCUCAACAAAGAUGUGCUCAAGAUGAUCUUGACAUCCCCAGGUCUCUUGCAAAGAAAGUGCCUGUGACUGAAGCGGCAAAUUCUGUAGAUGGGAACAAUAUUCAGAUCAUAAGCUAAUGAAAACAUUGUUGUUUUUUUCUUGUAUCUUUUGGUUAUGACAUGGUUGUAAUGUGCGCAUGUGAAAAAUAAUCGAAAACUAGUGACAACUUGUUCUAGAUCCAUCAAGUAAGAAACUCAAAUGUCCAAAUGAAUAUAAAUGUUUUUCUUA